AUGGAGGAGCUUGCAAGACAAUACAUCAUUGAAGGUGGUGGAAAUACUCGUCGGGUCGUGUUUCUAAGUGUCAACCAUGGUGCUUCCAAGAAGGCAACUCUCAGUAUUUGGAAACCACAAAUAACUGCAAGGAAUGACGAUUCACUACCAAUGCUGUCGGUAGAGACGGAGGUAGCCAACCUGACGUUCCGAAAUGCCGAUGGUGGACCUUCUUCGGGCUGGUGGAUGGCGUUUCCUGUCGCAGAUUUCGCCCCCAAGUUGUUGAUCCCCGAGUCCGUCCUUUACGCGUCGAUUCACAUUUCCUCCAACGACCUGCUUACAUGUCUCGGCGAAGUAGAAGUUGAACGGCGAGCGUGA
Molecule: messenger RNA, 357 nt
Organism: Fonsecaea monophora
Lineage: Eukaryota; Fungi; Ascomycota; Eurotiomycetes; Chaetothyriales; Herpotrichiellaceae
Exons: 2
Coding region: 1-357 (118 amino acids)
Source: RefSeq, a predicted model, not a curated record